Hypoxylon fragiforme is the source of this 2389-nucleotide messenger RNA. RefSeq names its product serine dehydratase alpha chain-domain-containing protein. Gene Ontology annotation, biological process: gluconeogenesis. The transcript is spliced from 4 exons. The record is from RefSeq and is a predicted model, not a curated record. Gene Ontology annotation, molecular function: L-serine ammonia-lyase activity; 4 iron, 4 sulfur cluster binding. Lineage: Eukaryota; Fungi; Ascomycota; Sordariomycetes; Xylariales; Hypoxylaceae. The coding region runs from base 156 to 2318 and encodes 720 amino acids.
CUUAAACGAUAGUUAACUAUUCAAGGCCAGCUCGUUAGACCUCUAAGCGCCAUCAUCAUUAAUGAGUAUUGCCAAUUCGCUCUCUCGCUACGGUAUAUACUUUAUUCUUACUACCAUCAUUCGCUAAUAUCAAUCUUGCCGUUCAAUCACCAAAAAUGAGCCGCAUAGCGGUGAAGCAGUUCAACCUGGUUCGAGGUGCUAUCGGUGUAGCAUCACGGCGAGUGACCAGCAAAUGGCCAACUAAUACAAUCAAGACGAGACACUACAGCUGGAGACAACCAAUAGGAAUUCAGACAUGUCUUCUGCAAACUCGCCAUCUUAGCACACAGUCACCUACACCUGAUGGCAAGGAGGAAGAGGGGCAAACAGGAACAUAUAGUGAAGCUGAUCACGAACAUGCUGUCAUAUCUACUUUUGAUCUUUUCUCUAUCGGCAUUGGCCCUUCCUCAUCUCACACAGUUGGACCUAUGCGUGCUAGCGGCAUCUUCAUAACCGAUCUGGUUGAGGCCGGCUUACUGGAUAAAGUGCACAAAAUACGCAUCUCCAUCUACGGAAGUCUUGCGCUCACGGGCGAAGGGCACAUGACUCCCUCUGCGCUAUUGUUGGGUCUUGAGGGAGCUAAUGUAGAGUCUGUUGACACUUCCUACGUGCCCACUCGCUUUGCGCAGAUUAAAAAAGACAAGAAACUCUUCUUGGGCCAUGGACUACCCUUUGGCGAAGGCAGAGAAAUCGACUUUGACUACGACAAUGACUUCAAAUGGGAAUGGGGUAAGAAACUGCCCUUGCACAGCAAUGGGAUGCGUUUCAUGGUAUUCGACCACGAAGGCAUGAUGCUGGCAACCAACGACUUCUUCAGCGUCGGUGGCGGUUUCGUGGUCAACGGUGCAUUAUCCACUGCUGCCACGGCUGCUUCAGAGAAGCAAGCACUGGAAAGCGCCUCGGUCGCGGCCAAUGAGUUACAAGCAGAGGGAGGCGGCGGGCAUCCCGCUGAUUUGGCUGAGAAUUUGUUUUAUAAAGAAAUAAGACGAGCUGAUGCGGCGGGGGAUCGCAGGACUGGUUCCGAGAUUAGACCCCAAGAUGCAGACCUCGCGGAAGGGUCGAUCGCUGGGCCUGAAACUGGUCCAAAAGAAGUUUCUAACCGCCCAGAUGCGUCUGCAGUACCAGAGAAUGCGACUGCUAGGACUGAUACUGCCUCCCAACAACCUCGUUAUCCAUUCCGUGACGCAAAUAGUCUUUUAGCGCUUUGUAACAAGCAUAAUCUGACUAUCGCGCAAUUGGUGUACGAGAACGAGAAGAGCCAUGGCUAUAGCGAUGAAGAGAUCUUUGGGAAGGUAAUGCGCAUCUGGGAGGUCAUGGACGAUAGUAUACUGGAAGGUGUUCAGGCGCCCCUCGACGCGACUCUGCCAGGCUCACUUAAGUUACACAGGCGAGCGCCAGCUUUAUAUAAGCGGUUAACGAGGGGCCUCUAUCCCUCUCAUACUGAGUCUCCCGGAACUGCCAAUCAGCAACCGCAGUUAUCUUCUCCCACGAGUGAUAAUAGCGAGAGCAAUGUGUCGGCAGCUGACACAGCCAUAGCCGAGUUGCCCAAAUCACUGACGACAUUAUCGACCCGGCAAAAGUUUAGCAAACGUGGUCCUCCACGAAUACAUGGAUCCCUCUACCAUCCUCUAAUGCCGUCACCUCCACGUCGCACCACCUUCCCAGCCAUGGACUAUUUGACAGUAUACGCAAUUGCUGUCAACGAGACAAAUGCGGCAGGUGGACGAAUUGUGACUGCACCAACGAACGGCGCUGCAGGCAUAAUUCCAGCGGUACUCAAGUACACGAUCGAAUUCAUCAGCGAUGACCCCGAGCGUGAUAUUAUGACGUUCCUUCUAACAGCAUCAGCCAUUGGCAUGUUGUAUAAGCGUGGAGCCACCAUCUCGGCAGCCGAAGGGGGAUGCAUGGCAGAAGUCGGCGUGGCCUGCUCCAUGGCAGCCGGUGCCUUUGCAGCGUGUAUGGGUGCUCGACCGGAAACCAUCGAACAGGCGGCAGAAAUUGGCAUCGAGCACAAUUUGGGUCUAACCUGCGAUCCCAUCGGUGGUCUUGUCCAAGCACCGUGCAUCGAGCGCAAUGCCCUCGGCGCCGUCAAAGCUAUCUCGAGCGCGAACCUAGCCCUCAGUAGUGAAGCUGGCACACAAAAGGUCAGGCUCGACGACGCGAUCCGCGCUAUGAGACUCACGGCUCAGGGUAUGCGCAACGAGUUCAAGGAGACGAGCCUCAGUGGUUUGGCUACUAGCGUGCCGCUGAACAUACCCGUCAGUGUGCCGGACUGCUAAGUUUGGGUUGUUUUUGGUGUGCUUCCUUGCCGAAGAUAGGAGUCUCCCGGAGAUAAGGGUAUUCUGGGUUU